This is a messenger RNA of Dentiscutata heterogama, 1584 nucleotides long. Lineage: Eukaryota; Fungi; Glomeromycota; Glomeromycetes; Diversisporales; Gigasporaceae. The record is from the annotation of a GenBank genome assembly.
AUGGACAAUGAUGACGAAGGGGGAUAUGAUCCUCGAGAUUUUGUUUAUUCUCAAUCAAGUGAUUCUGGUUCAGAUGAUGAAAUGAUCAAUUUAAAGAUUAAAAAUUCAAAAUAUAGAGAAUACCAAGCACCUGGUUCUAACUUGACUUCUAGAAAUGUUAAUAACACUGCGAAUCAAAAAGAGUUCACCACGGAAUAUUAUAAUAAUGAGGAUGAUAAUUCGAUGGACUCGUUUUGCCAUAAAUUGCAGAAACUGGAUGUCGAUACGUCUCAAUAUACCUUAUCCUUUUCUAAAUUAUUGUCCACGCCCACGCCUAAUAUUCCUUCCGAUUAUUCUGAUUCAGCAGAUGAACACUUGAAAACCGCUCAAAAUUAUUCAAGAUCAAGAUUUACUUGCAUUCGUUUAGCAGAUUCAUUUUCAACCUCUGCUAAAUGUAUUAAUUCAUACUCUCAGUCAUUACCAGCAUCAAUGUCUGUUGAAAAUAACACGCUUCAUUCCAUUGAAAAUCCUUUGCAAUUAGGCUGCAACCAUCCGGAAUGUAAUAAAGCAUUACAACAUAAUAUUACAUCAUCAUCAAAUUCCUACCUUGAUAUGAAUCAAUCAACAAACGCUCACUCAUAUCAAUUGCGUCAUCUUCACUCUACAUUAUCUAAACCAUUAAUAGAUCCGAUAACUAAGCAUCCAUCAAAAACUCUAUCUUCGUAUUCUCAUCAAAAGAAAUCUUUAAAAAAUCAACAAAUUAAGAAUACUAUACCAACACGUUCAAAUCCCAAAAGAACCUCAACCAUCAUUCUACCUUCGUAUGAAAAUAUUCAAAAAGUGAAAAGAUUAAUAACUUGUAAGAAAACGAAUUGUGGAAAAUUAUUUGCUACCGUAUCUGAAUUAGAAGUUCAUGAACAAACUGUACAUCCAUAUAAGUGUAAUUAUUGUGAUGCAAGAUUUGAUAAAACUUAUUAUGCCGAAAAACAUAUGCAUUUGCAUAAUCUUAAGUUUCCAAUGGAAUGUGAAGUACCAGGAUGUGGUAGUAUUUUUUAUGCGAAGAAGCCUUACGAAAGUCAUUUGAUGAAACAUCAAAAAAAGGUAGAAAAAAUGCAUUUACGAAUAAAAUUAGAAGAAACCAAUAAUUCAGAGAAAAUUAUUGAUCAAAAGACAAAAAUUAAUGAUGAAAGGACGAAAAUUAAAGAUAAAAAAACAAAAAUUAAUGAUGAAAAGAUGAAAACGAAAGAUAAAAAGACAAAAGUUAAUGAUGAAAAGACGAAAAUGAAAGAUAAAAAGACAAAUCAUUUACGUAAAGCAAAUACUAAAAAAUUAGUAGAAAAUGAUAACAACGAAAGAUCUAAAGUAAGCACGAAUAAGAGAAGUGGAGUAAACGAAGAUAAUAAAGAUUUUGUAGAAAAUGGUAAUAACGAAAGAUCUAAAGUAAACACGAAUAAUAAGAAUAAUAAGAGAAGUGGAGUAAACGAAGAUGAUAAAGGACAUAAAAUAAAUAUGAAUAAUAAAAAGUUUAGAGUAAGUGCGGAUAAUGAAAGUUCUGAAGUAAUGGUAGAUAGAGUUGUGGUAGUGAUAACAGAUACGUAUCAAUAA